This is a messenger RNA of Zingiber officinale, 336 nucleotides long. RefSeq lists its product as uncharacterized. The transcript has a single exon. Gene Ontology annotation, molecular function: nucleic acid binding. Lineage: Eukaryota; Viridiplantae; Streptophyta; Magnoliopsida; Zingiberales; Zingiberaceae. The record is from RefSeq and is a predicted model, not a curated record. Bases 1 to 336 code for a protein of 111 amino acids.
AUGGUGCGAGGGUACGACAUCCUGCAAGCCUUCACCUCUGUAGCAUAUCCCCAAUGUAACGGGCAAGCCGAAGUCACCAAUCGGGAGAUUUUACGAGUUCUUCAAGCUCGGCUCGACCAUGAAGGUGGCAGUUGGGUGGAUGAGCUGCCUGGGGUAUUAUGGGUGCUCCGAAUGAUGCCCAAGGAGGGAACAGGAGCGACCCCCUUUCACCUGGUGUACGGGGGAGAAGCCAUCAUCCCGGUAGAAGUCAGGGUAGAAUCCGACCGGAUCAAAAUCUACGACGAGAACAAUGCUGAGCGGAGGCAUUUGGAGCUGGACCUGGUGGACGAGACGUGA